CAGUGUAGGAAAUCCACAAAUUAUCUCGGGUUCUGUAUGCAAACAUUUUAAAAUAAUACAUUAUUUUCCAAGAAAUGAAGCUCAAUGUGAAAUAUUUUUUACAUUAAUGCUUAGUAACUUUUGUGACAAAGGUAUUUUACGCUUUAAUCGACCAAGUUAAUCAAUUCAAAAAUUUUUGGUGGGGCUUUUUCAUGUAUUACCUGCAUUUCGGACUGCAUGAUGACGUGAUAAGAAUGCUUGGAUCUUGAGAAGGGCUAGAAAACGAUCAAAACUGUUUCAAAAUAGAAAAUUACGACUUAUUUUCGAUUUCAAUUUCAUUUUCGGUUCUAUCAUUGAAUUUUAGAGAUCCCACUUUAUACUGAAAGGUUUAAUUGUUAACAUUAUCAAAGAUCCUAGUUUGAUGUGAAAAGGAGGUCCCACUUUAAAUGCAAAAUUUAACGUGAGAAUUUGAUGUUCAUUUAACGCUCCCACUGUAGUGAAGAAAAAGUAGAAACUGAAAUUCUAAAAUUAAUUCCAUCAAAAAAAGAAUAAAAAUGGUUUUAAAAUCGAAAUAUUUUAUUUCAAAUGAAUUUAAUAUGUCAAAUUAACCGUUGACUUCGCCCUUUUCAACAAUUACAACAUCCAGAGUCUUGCAAUUCACCCAAGAUGGACGAAAAUUUAGAAUCACAGCAAGAAGAAGAGGAAGCCUUGCUCGCUAUUUAUGAUGGUGAUCCAGCAUUCAAACAGAUUUCGUCGACUGUAUUUCAAUAUAAAUGCGGCGAAGACGGCGGAAAAAAUUCAGUCUUGGUAGAAUUUUCGUGGCCACCAAGUUACCCUAGCGAAAAACCCAUCAUUAAUCUAAAUACAUUUUAUAAUCAGCAUUUAACUCAGCCUGUGAAAGACUUUAUAGCGACAAAAAUCGACGAAAAAGCUGAACAGUAUCUCGGAGAUGCCGUGAUCUAUACGUUAAUCGAACUGGUCAAAGAUAAUUUGGAUACCUGGAUGGUGGAAGUUUCGAAAAAUCUUCCUGUAAAAGUUGAACCUCCGAAAGAAGAGAUCACUUUAGUUGAAGAAGUUGAUACAAUGACUAUUCAAGAAGCUCCAACAAAAGUAACAGUGAAAAAAGAACAUCUGAGUAAGGCUCAAAAACGUCGACAGUGGGAUAGAUGUAACGCCGGAGGUGAACAACCGCGAGGGUGGAAUUGGGUAGAUAUUGUAAAACACUUAUCUCAGACUGGCUCUAAAGAUGAUUGCUUAACCAGCCAUUCGUGAAACUGUACAAUUUUUUACAACUGCCUGUGAUAAUUGUUAAUAAGUAUUUCUACCUACGUAUUGUUGUCUAAUUGAAUUACAAAAUUUUAUGAAAAAUACAAAAAUAUAUUCCUUCAAAAUGACUAAUAACAA
Planococcus citri (citrus mealybug) is the source of this 1383-nucleotide messenger RNA. RefSeq names its product RWD domain-containing protein 4. The record is from RefSeq and is a predicted model, not a curated record. Lineage: Eukaryota; Metazoa; Arthropoda; Insecta; Hemiptera; Pseudococcidae. The coding region runs from base 646 to 1251 and encodes 201 amino acids. Gene Ontology annotation, molecular function: protein binding. The transcript has 5 exons.